GAGGAAGAAGACAAAAAAAAAAAACAAAAAAACGGAAGAACAAGAACCACCGUAGGAAGGCGUGUCCUUGCGGAGGGGAGCCAAAGAAAGGACUACGAUUCCCAUAAGGCUCUGCGCCCAGCGUGCUGGUUCUCCCGACUUGCCCCGCGCACCACACCCGCCAGCUUUUGCAUGAACCUAAGAGCGUCUGAGAUGGAGAACCCUGAGGAAGCUGCGGACGGGAAACACCGCGUGCAUCUGCACCCGGGCUCGCUACGCGACGCCGCGCCGGCUGCUCUGCACCUCCUGCCCUGCGAGGUUCUGGUGAGCCGGCCCGCCCCGGUGGAACGCUUCUUCACGCCCGCCGUGCGCCGCGGUGCGGACGGGCUGCGGGUGUCGUUUCGCGGUCGUGGCCUGCGGGGUGAGGAGGUAGCUGUGCCGCCGGGCUUUGCGGGAUUCGUGAUGGUGACAGAGGCGAUGGGACAGGGACCGAUAGGGAAACCGAACUUCCCAGGGGACGCGGAGAACACAGCGGACGAGACACCGGAGUCGCUGGAGCGGGACUUCGACCGCUUCAUCGGAGCCACCGGGAGCUUCAGCCACUUCACCCUGUGGGGUCUGGAAACGGUCCCUGGCCCAGACGCCAAAGUGCACAGGGCCCUAGGUUGGCCCAGCCUCGCUGCAGCGCUAUCCUGACCUCAUAAUGGUCCCUGACACUUUCUACUCCUGGCUACAUCUCUGCUGGCUAGUCUCACCCUCUUUGCUCAAGCACCCUUGGACAAGAGGGACCACAAAGGCUGGUGUCUGGGAAGAGAGCUGCUGGAUUCACAGGGUAUGCUGUCCCGUGAAUCCCUGACUGUUCAAUGACUGCCUCCAUACCCAUUUAUCUAAUGGUGCUUCUGUGUCCUACUGGGCACAAGAAGGUACAUCUUAGUGGCCUGUCCCUUGAGUGUCCUUUCAGCUAUUACCAGGAUGUUUCCAGAGAAUGUGAUUCUCAACUUGGAACCAUUUAAUCAAUAAAAUAUUCCAAACAGA
This is a messenger RNA of Psammomys obesus (fat sand rat), 1014 nucleotides long. It is a transcript of the gene Rnaseh2c, whose product is annotated as ribonuclease H2 subunit C. The record is from RefSeq and is a predicted model, not a curated record. The coding region runs from base 172 to 675 and encodes 167 amino acids. Lineage: Eukaryota; Metazoa; Chordata; Mammalia; Rodentia; Muridae. Gene Ontology annotation, cellular component: ribonuclease H2 complex. Gene Ontology annotation, biological process: RNA catabolic process. The transcript has 4 exons.